AUGACAGCGGACCGCGAGGGCUGGGAGGUGGUGGUUCGCUGGGAGGGCGAGGACUGGCGAGUCGGGGUGUGGCGAGACACGACGGUGGGCCAGCUCAAGGUGCUCCUCGAGGCCCUCCACGAACCUCGGCUCCUGCGGCCCAACGCCCAGCUCCUGGUACUGGUCGACGACGGGUCCACCACCACCCCUCACGCAGAGCUGGAGGACCACGCCCCCCUGCGCCAGUAUGGCCUCUUGCUCGAGCCCACCGCCACCACCUCUGCGGUCCCUUUCCUGCGCGCAGCUGCGGAGGAGGACCGCUCGACGCCCUUCGUCCGCCUCUCCGUCCGCGACGAUGCGCCGGACUACCCACUCUUCCCCAUGCCCUGGCUUUGCGAACUCACCGAACCCCUGUUGCCCGAGAGCAGAACACGGAUUGCGCACCAGUUCAAGCAGUUGCUGCAGCUCCAACACACGUCGAGGUUUGGGACCGACCAGUUCGCCCCCAGCGCAUCCGGCCUCACCCUGUGUGAGGUCGACACCACCACCUACCGGCGCUUUACCUUCUUCAUCAAGCCCCAACCGGGCAGCGUUUACGCGUGUUCGAAGAUUGCUGUGCGCGUCCACCUGGCCCGCCAACAUCCCGCCGAGCCUCUCCGACUGCAAGUCCUCACGCCCAUCCACCACCCCUUGGUCGCACCCGACGGCCGCGUGGCCCUCUACGACCAGGAAAACAACUGUUCGCACCCAUGCCUCGUGCUAAUGUUUCGGGAGCAACUGCUGGUCUUGGACUACUCCCACCUACGAGAGGCGUGCAGCGAAGCGCCCGAGCUGCAGAGGGCCAUCGACGCGUGGACGGCGGACCCCGCGGGGCAGGCGAGCAAGGCCAGAGCCAUCGCGAAACUGUUGGCGCAGCCCGGCCCGGUGGUCAUCGACGAAAUGAUGACCAGCCCCAGCUCGCCCUGGGUGAAGAAACUCAUGGGCUUCUUUCCCGAGUGCCAGCGCGAAGUGCGGACGCUGCUGAUGAUGGCAGCCAGGGACGCGGAGACGGGGGACGCCAAGCACUCGGCGUCCAGGCUGUGCGACCUGCCGCGCGAGCUGAUCGUCGCACUCGUGCUCGACCUGAUACGGCUCCACGUCGCACAACUGCGCGGCGACGACUGCCAGCGGCUGCGGUCGUCGGUCGUCGUCGCCGCAAGCGGGCUGGGGUACCCGGAUCUGCCGCCGGACUGGCAGGACCGGAUCCUGCGGGCCUUCCCGGCACGAAGGCUGGCUUACCGCUAUCCGGGUCCACUGAAGGACUGGUGA
This is a messenger RNA of Acanthamoeba castellanii str. Neff, 1287 nucleotides long. RefSeq lists its product as uncharacterized. The transcript is spliced from 5 exons. The record is from RefSeq and is a predicted model, not a curated record. NCBI's taxonomy places the organism in Eukaryota, Discosea, Longamoebia, Acanthamoebidae. The coding region runs from base 1 to 1287 and encodes 428 amino acids.